Molecule: messenger RNA, 324 nt
Organism: Phytophthora infestans T30-4
Lineage: Eukaryota; Oomycota; Peronosporomycetes; Peronosporales; Peronosporaceae
Exons: 3
Coding region: 1-324 (107 amino acids)
Biological process (GO): DNA-templated transcription
Cellular component (GO): RNA polymerase III complex; RNA polymerase I complex
Molecular function (GO): DNA-directed RNA polymerase activity; DNA binding; protein dimerization activity
Source: RefSeq, a predicted model, not a curated record
AUGGCCGUCGCUGCGAAGAAACUCGACGUGUUCACGACCACGAGCGACUACUCCAAGACCUACGUGUUUCACGAGGAAGACCACACGCUUGGCAAUGCCGUGCGCUAUGUCUUGAUGCGCAACCCUGACGUUGACUUCUGUGGCUACACAAUUCCGCACCCGUCAGAGCCCAAGAUGCACAUCCGUCUACAGACUCGUCAAGGCGCACUUGCCGAUGAAGCGCUGCGCUCCGGUCUCACGGACUUGCGCAAGGUGUCGACGCAGAUCGGCGACGCCUACCGCAAGGAACUUAAGGCUUUUAAGCGCAAGAACCGCAAGAAUUAG